Messenger RNA from Protopterus annectens (West African lungfish), 1516 nucleotides. RefSeq names its product actin related protein 10 (gene ACTR10). Gene Ontology annotation, biological process: retrograde axonal transport of mitochondrion. NCBI's taxonomy places the organism in Eukaryota, Metazoa, Chordata, Ceratodontiformes, Protopteridae. Bases 86 to 1339 code for a protein of 417 amino acids. The record is from RefSeq and is a predicted model, not a curated record. The transcript has 13 exons.
AGUAUGAGGUCCCUUGUUUUAUUCUCAACCAGCUGGGUACUCCUUACAGCUGUAGGAUUAUUGUUGCAGUAGUAUAUGCGGAAAUAUGCCCCUUUAUGAGGGUUUGGGGAGCGGGGGAGAGAAGACUGCUGUUGUUAUUGACUUGGGCGCAGCCUAUACCAAAUGUGGAUUUGCAGGGGAAACGGGACCAAGAUGUAUUAUACCGUCUGUAAUUAAAAAACCUGGCCUGACUCAGCCAAUACAAGUUGUUCAGUACAACAUCAAUACAGAGGAACUGUAUUCAUUGUUGAAGGAAUAUAUUCACAUGUUGUACUUCAGGCAUCUUCUAGUAAAUCCAAGAGAUCGGCGUGUGGUAAUAAUUGAGUCUGUUUUGAGCCCCUCACACUUCAGGGAAACACUGGCCAGAGUACUUUUCAGAUACUUUGAGGUUCCAUCUGUAUUGUUUGCACCUUGUCAUCUGAUGGCCCUCCUAACUCUUGGAAUCAAUUCAGCCCUAGUACUGGACUGUGGAUAUACAGAGACCUUGUCAUUACCUAUAUAUGAAGGAGUACCAAUUUUGAGUUGUUGGGAAGCCCUUCCUUUGGGAGGAAAAGCUAUUCACAAGGAGUUAGAAUCUGAGUUGCUGGAGCAGUGCACUGUUAACACAGGGACAGCCACAGGACAGUCUCUGCCAUCUGUUAUGGGUUCAAUUCCAGAAGAAAUCGUGGAAGACAUUAAAGUACGUGUUUGUUUUGUUAGUGACCUGCAGAGAGGACUAAAGAUUCAAGCAGCAAAAUUUAACCUUGAUGGUAAUGCUGAGCGUCCUGAACCACCUCCUGAUGUAGACUACCCACUGGAUGGAGAGAAGAUUUUACAAGUGAAAGGUUCAAUAAGAGACUCUGUGGUUGAAAUGCUGUUCGAACAGGACAAUGAAGAGAAAUCUGUCGCUACUUUAAUUUUAGACUCACUAAUACAGUGUCCUAUAGAUACAAGAAAACACUUGGCUGAGAACCUGGUAGUUAUAGGAGGCACAGCUAUGCUUCCAGGAUUCCUACAUCGAUUGAUGGCAGAAAUUAAACAUCUAGUGGAGAAACCCAAGUACAAAAACCUGCUUGCUACCAAAGUUUUCAAAAUACACACUCCCCCUGCAAAGCCAAAUUAUGUUGCCUGGCUUGGAGGAGCGAUAUUUGGUGCCCUCCAGGAUAUCCUAGGUAGCCGAUCAGUCUCCAAAGAGUACUACAAUCAGAUGGGUCGCAUCCCAGACUGGUGCUGUCUGAGUAGUCCACCCUUAGAAAUGAUGUUUGAUACAGGCAAAGCUCCUCCCCCGAUGAUGAAGAGAGCAUUUUCCACUGAGAAGUGAAAGCCCAUUGUGUUUUCUCUGUAAAGAAAUACUGGUAUACAUCAGAUGAACUUCCUUCUUGUAUAUGUAAAGCACAUCACAGAUAUUAAUAAACCUCCAGAUACUUGUAUCAAUCCAUUUGUGUUUUAAGUGAAUAAAUGAUAUGGUCUUAAUAAAGGUCAUAUUCUGAAAAUUUAA